Molecule: messenger RNA, 975 nt
Organism: Aspergillus brunneoviolaceus CBS 621.78
Lineage: Eukaryota; Fungi; Ascomycota; Eurotiomycetes; Eurotiales; Aspergillaceae
Product: dTDP-4-dehydrorhamnose reductase family protein
Exons: 4
Coding region: 1-975 (324 amino acids)
Biological process (GO): S-adenosylmethionine biosynthetic process
Cellular component (GO): methionine adenosyltransferase complex
Molecular function (GO): methionine adenosyltransferase regulator activity
Source: RefSeq, a predicted model, not a curated record
AUGUCCUCUUCUGACAACCCCAUUGCAAACAUGUCUACCUGUGUUCUUGUUACCGGUGCCACUGGCCUUUUGGGCCGCCAGGUCUUCAAUACUUUCAAGCACUCCGGAUGCCUCGUCGUCGGCCAAGGCUACUCACGAGCCAUCCCACCCACGAUACAGAAGGCUGACUUGGAGAACCCCGAUGCGAUCAAAGCUCUCCUUGACGAGGCGAAGCCUCAGAUCGUUGUCCACUGUGCCGCCAACCGGUCUCCCGACUUGUGCGACAAGAACCCUGAGCAAGCGCGUCGAGUCAACGUUGACGCCACCCGCGUUCUCGCCGAGGAAACGUCGCGCCGUAGUAUCCUGCUCAUCUACAUCUCGACCGACUACGUUUUCCCCGGAAUUGAGGGGGAAGCCCCGUACGAGGCCGAUGCGGAGACCAAUCCGCCCAAUAUGUAUGGCCGGUUGAAGCGGGAUGGUGAGCUGGCAGUACUGGAGGCUACGAAAGAGACUGGUCUUGGGCUGAUCCUUCGCGUGCCCGUACUGUACGGAGUGGCCAAGGACAACUCAGAGAGCGCCGUCAACACUUUAAUUGAUGCGGUGUACAAAGCACAAGAUGAGAAUGCGGGGAUCAAGAUGGACGACUGGGCACAGCGGUACCCGACCAACACGGAGGACGUCGCUCGGGUGUGCCGUGACAUUGUAAUUAAGUAUAUCAAGGAACGUCGUCGCAUCCAAGAGCUGCCCAAGAUCUUGCAGUUCUCGUCCGAGGAUCGGAUGACCAAGUACGAAAUCUGUGAGAAGCUAGCGGAUGUGCUCGGACUGUCCCUGGUAGGGAUGAUCAGGAACAAGGAGGGGAAUGACCCCAACUCGGCCGUGCAGCGUCCCUACGACGUGCAUCUGUCCACUAAGGUGCUGAAGGAUCUGGGGAUUGAAGUUCGGACUGUGGACUUUGUGGCAUGGUGGCGGAAGUACCUAGGAGCGUACAAGAAAUGA